CAAACGGUCACACUCGAACGAGACGAAGACGACGACGACGCAACUUGUAGCAGUAAAAAUAUUUAUACGUUUUUGCCGUGUUUAAACGAUAUAACCAAACUAAAAAUAAUUUGAUAUCAAAGUGAAAAUGUGAACGUUGUGUUUGCUUUCGAAAUGACAUCAAUUUAAAAUGCAUUUCAACGCAAUAGCACUCUGUGAAAAUUUCGUACAGGCAAAAAAGAGCCGAUUUUUUGUGGAAGAAGAAGCAGCAGCAGCAGCCGAACAGGCAGUAAAAGCAAUCGUCGAAUACACGGACAAAGCGCACGGCGAAUGAAGGGCGUAUGAGAGAAAACUUGCAAAAAUUACAGCAGCAGCAGCAACAACACAGCGGCGGCAGGCAAAAAAGUGUGUUUAGAAAAGAAAUUAAAAACACACGAACAUAUACAUACACACAACCAUGCAAAACGAAUAAACACACACACAUUUAAAUACAUGUGAAUUGGUGCAAAAGCUAAUAAUAAAAAAACGAAGUAAAAUUGCGCGCGGUUUAAUAAUAAAUAAUUAUAUGUAUGUGCGCAAAACAUGUGAAGAGCCGGGGAGCCGCUAAUACAAAUACGAAUACGAAAAAUCAAUGAUUGUAAUAAAAUUCCGUAUUCUCGCUAUCGCUCCUCCCUCUCGCCCUGCCGCUCUCGCACUCGCUCUCGCUCUCUCUGCCUCUCUCUACUCUCUUUCGCGAGCGCAGCAGCCUCUCGAAUAGUGUGUGUGUGUGUUUCUUGUUGAUUUUGUGAUAAAAUUGCAAUCAGCAGCACACGACACUCGCCAAAAUAAUAGUAUUGAAAGUAUUAGGGCGUUCACAAUACGACAAACAGCCAAAGCCAACAGUAAACAACAAAGUGGUUGUGCAAGAAGAAGAAGCAACAAUCAGGCAAAAAAAUACCUGAAAAAAAUAAACGGUAAAACGAAGAAGGGGCGACAUACACACGGACACACGUACGGCGAGAGCGCGCUAAAAAGUUUAUUAACUAAAAUCUGAAAAGUAAAGGCACACCGGUGCGUUUCGUUCCCCAUUCGCAGAAAUAUAUAUUUUAUUAAAAAUGGUGGAAGUAAUAGAGCGGCGAACAACGGCUGCGUGAGCCAAAGCGCGGCCAAUUAAAAAACAACAACAGCAGUAGCAGCAGCCGCUAAAGGAAAGAAGAAGAAGACGUCGACGACGAAGAAGCUGAAGCUAAAACAACCGAAGAGGAGGAGACAGCAAGAGCCUCGAAAAGUACAUAAAAAAAAGUAUAAAAAUUUAAAUACGCUCGAAGUCGGUAGACAAAAAGCGAACUAGCGACGAAAGAGAGGCGAGAAAAUCCAAACUCCGAAAUCAGACUACCACCUUACCCAGCGCAACAAUAGCAACAACAUCAUCAUCAUCAGCGCAGCAACAACAACGAAGCGCAACUACAGCCAACAACCAACAUCACACAAACAAAAUGUACGGCAAAUCAAAGACAUCGGCGGUUCCAUCGGACGCCCAGGCCCGCGAAAAGUUGGCCCUGUACGUGUACGAGUAUCUGCUGCACGUUGGCGCCCAGAAGGCGGCACAGACAUUCCUCUCGGAGAUCCGAUGGGAGAAGAACAUAACGCUGGGCGAGCCGCCGGGAUUUCUGCACACCUGGUGGUGCGUCUUCUGGGACCUGUACUGUGCGGCGCCAGAGCGCCGGGAUCAGUGCGAUCACAGCUCGGAGGCCAAGGCCUUCCACGACUACGGCUUUGUUAGCUCCGGCUAUGGAGUGAACGGAAUUGGACCCGGAGGACCCCACAAUGCUGGCGGACCUGCGCCCAGUCCCCUGGGACAAAUGCCGCCCGGCGGCGAUGGCGGUCCAAUGGGUCCCGGCGGACCAAUGGGGCCGAAUUUCUUCCCGAACUCGACGAUGCGACCAUCGCCACCGACGCACGCCUCCAGUCCGCAGCCGCCGCCGUCGCAAAUGAUGCCAGGCCAGCCGCCGUUCAUGGGCGGACCCCGAUACCCGGGUGGGCCGCGGCCCGGCGUGCGUAUGCAGGGCAUGGGCAAUGAAUUCAAUGGACCUCCCGGCCAGCCCAUGAUGCCCAACAGCAUGGAUCCGACACGGCCAGGCGGAGGGAUGGGACCGAUGAAUCCGCGCAUGAAUCCGCCACGCGGUCCUGGCGGCAUGGGACCGAUGGGCUACGGCGGACCAGGAGGUAUGCGCGGCCCAGCACCGGGACCAGGCGGAAUGCCGCCCAUGGGUAUGGGCGGAGCGGGCGGAAGACCGCCGCAAUGGCAGCCGAACGCUUCGGCGCCACUGAAUGCGUACUCGUCAUCAUCGCCAGGAAACUAUGGACCCGGUUCGAAUGGACCGCCGGGACCGGGAACGCCCAUAAUGCCGUCGCCGCAGGAUAACACGCAAGGCGGACCAGUGGGCGGACCCGGCGACAGCAUGUACGCCUUGAUGAAACCCGAGUUCCCGAUGGGCGGAGGGCCGGAUGGCGGCGGUGGAGGAGGAGGUCCCGGCGGAAUGGGGCCGAUGGGCGGCGGGCCAAAUUCAAUGGGCCCCGUACUUAAUGGCGGCGGAGGACCCGACGGGUCCGGUUUGGAUGGUAUGAAAAACUCGCCGGCAAACGGAGGACCUGGGACGCCGCGCGAAGACUCUGGCAGCGGUAUGGGUGAUUACAAUCUGGGCGGAUUCGGCGGACCCGGCGAGAACGAUCAAACGGAAUCGGCGGCUAUUCUGAAGAUUAAGGAGAGCAUGCACGAGGAGGCCAAGCGGUUCGAGAAAGACACAGAUCAUCCGGACUACUUCAUGCCAUAACAACAUCACCAGCAACAGCAGCAGCAUCUCAACACGGUGGCAGCCGCUGUGGCAGCUGUGGUGGCGGCUGCGGCGUCUAACGGAUCGGCGGUGGGCAGCUCCUCGGCCGCUUCCAUUGCGGCUGCUGCACUUGGGGCCGCCGCCUCCAAUCUGCUCAGCAAUGGCAACAACAAUUUCUGAGGCGAGGACCACACGCAACACCACAACACACGGCAAAUAAGAACCCGGUAGUAGAAAUCCUUGAUACAUAAGCAUAAAGUAAUUAACAUUUAACGCAUGUAUGAGAAAUAGAAAAAGCGAAACAAAAAAAGAAAAGCAAAGCCCUUAAAUAUUAUAGACUAAAGCAGCAAAUGUAAAAUUGUGAAAGCUUCAAA
Drosophila yakuba is the source of this 3166-nucleotide messenger RNA. RefSeq names its product single-stranded DNA-binding protein 2 (gene Ssdp). Lineage: Eukaryota; Metazoa; Arthropoda; Insecta; Diptera; Drosophilidae. Gene Ontology annotation, biological process: positive regulation of transcription by RNA polymerase II. The transcript has 2 exons. Bases 1455 to 2792 code for a protein of 445 amino acids. The record is from RefSeq and is a predicted model, not a curated record. Gene Ontology annotation, cellular component: nucleus. Gene Ontology annotation, molecular function: protein binding; single-stranded DNA binding.